Messenger RNA from Schizosaccharomyces japonicus yFS275, 1271 nucleotides. Its product is annotated as respiratory complex assembly protein. The coding region runs from base 151 to 981 and encodes 276 amino acids. The record is from RefSeq and is a predicted model, not a curated record. NCBI's taxonomy places the organism in Eukaryota, Fungi, Ascomycota, Schizosaccharomycetes, Schizosaccharomycetales, Schizosaccharomycetaceae. Gene Ontology annotation, cellular component: mitochondrion; mitochondrial inner membrane. The transcript is spliced from 3 exons. Gene Ontology annotation, biological process: protein insertion into mitochondrial inner membrane from matrix.
UGUAUUCUGGCGUGAAUUUCUAAAGUCUACGCAGCCCAAUCCACCAGGCAGUUCGGUUUCUGUAUUUCUUGUGUGAUUAACGAAUUUUUUCUUAAUCAUUGUACUUAACUAUUCUUGUCCUCUCAUUCAGCUGGUCCCCCCCUCUUUUUUAUGAAUCUCAUUGGCGUAACGUUUGCGAGAACGGCUAGUCGUAGGACGCCGUUUGUAUUUUCUUUGCCAAGAACGGGGUUUUUGUCUGUAUCUACUUUUCCGCGAAGAUUAUUCACCCAGGACGCCGUUCGUCCGGUCGAUGCGCCCUUUUUACGCUGUUACAUUCGUCCGUAUCCCCGACCAUCUUUCUGGAAACAUCCUAUAUUGGCAUUAAAGACGGUAUGGAGAAUUCUCGUGCGGGAGAAACUCGUUUCUCUUCGUAACCGUCUUCUUUUACGCCGUUCUCUUCCUGGUUAUGCGUUUGCAUGGAAAUCACUGCCAGCGUUGGCUGAACAACUUCACUCAGCAUUGAAUACAGCAAUCGCAAGGCACGAUCUGGACGCCAUUGAUAAAGUGUGUACGGUGACAGAGGCCCGGCAACUUAAGUCGCACUUGAAAGACUCACCUGUGUUUACAUGGAAGCGAGAAGCGUGGGUGCAAAAGCCCAAACUGCUCGCAACGAACAUCGCGCCCGUAAAUUUCAGUGGAAAUGAGUUCUUCAUACAAUGUGUUGUCCGUUUGCACUCGCGUCAAAGCGUCCAAUUUGAUUCGAGUCAGCCCAAGUCGGAAGAUGAGUGCGUGGAGAACAUAGUACUCCAACAAAAAACAUGGGUUCAGCCGAGAGAAUGGAAGAUUUGGGGUUUCGUACCCUCAUGCGAGUCCGAUUCCGUGAAAAUGAAGCUUCCUGAUGGCCAGGUCGCUUACAUUUCUCGUGAGAAGCUCUCUGUUCUCGCCGAUGCAAAAGCAAGUGCUAAUGUGGAUGCCACUAAUGCUGGUGCCGGUGCCCAAUAAUCUACAAUGUAAGACAAAGCAAUUUAGAUGGCUUCCUUAAUCCCUGCAUUUGCGACCGUUAUUCAAGUCAUUUCCUAUUCACUUGGUCUAAAUAACUAUUCCUAGCACAGUCUAGCGCAAGCCGGCACACGCAACUACGGAAUCGUGUAUAUAUACAUAUAUAUAUGUAUAUAUAUUCACACAUUUUUCCAUUGCAUUCUUUCCUUCACUUGUGUGCUCCUAAUGUCUCUUUUUUAUUGUUUAUUACCUAAAUCCUUAAUCCCAUCCUGCUUUUCUUUUCUUUUUUGGAA